This is a messenger RNA of Capra hircus (goat), 4232 nucleotides long. RefSeq names its product tandem C2 domains, nuclear (gene TC2N). The record is from RefSeq and is a predicted model, not a curated record. The transcript is spliced from 12 exons. Bases 186 to 1658 code for a protein of 490 amino acids. Gene Ontology annotation, cellular component: nucleus. Lineage: Eukaryota; Metazoa; Chordata; Mammalia; Artiodactyla; Bovidae.
CGGCCGCGCGGCACUGCCUCAGUGGCGUGUGAAGCGGGGACUCCCCGAGAGCGAAGCGUGGAGACCCCGGGGACGCGGCGGGGGAGAGAGCCAGGGGGCUCAGGUGUGGGGUCCCGGGCGCUUCCUCGGAUUAAUAUUAAAAUCGGAAGUUUGUAUCUUUUGCUGGAUAUUGGAGAUUUAAUGUAAUGGCAACAGAAUUUAUAAAGAGUUGCUGCAGAGGAUGUUUCUACGGUGGAACAGAAAAACAUGACUUAUCUGUGGAAAGAGACUUUAAAGUGGCAGUAUCACAUAGUCAAAAUACUACUAUCUCUAUACCCCCAUUGACUUCUGUUUCUGUAAAGCCUCAGGUUGGCUGUACUGAGGAUUAUUUACUUUCCAAGUUACCAUCUGAUGGCAAAGAAGUACCAUUUGUGGUGCCCAGGUUUAAGUUAUCUUAUAUUCAGCCCAGGACGCAAGGAACUCCUUCACAGUUGGAAGAACUAGAAGGAUCUGCCAGAGCAUCAUUUGGAGAUAGAAAGGCAGAACUUUCUAGUUCAGCCCAGCAGGGACCCAGCUAUGAUGUAUAUAACCCAUUCUAUAAGUACCAGCACGUGUCACCUGAUUUGAGUCGGCGCUUUCCUCCUCGUUCUGAAGCAACAAGAUUAUAUGGAUCAGUUUGUGACUUAAGGACCAACAGACUUCCCAGUUCCCCUGGGCUAAGCAAGUCUAUGUUUGAUCUUACAAGUUCAUCUCAGCGGUUCAUUCAGAGACAUGAUUCAUUGUCCAGUGUGCCUAGUAGUUCUUCUUCGAGGAAAAAUUCUCAGGGGAGUAACAGAAGCCUGGACACAAUUACUCUAUCAGGAGAUGAAAGAGACUGGGGGAGAUUAAAUGUGAAAGUGUUUUAUAAUUCUUCGGUAGAGCAGAUCUGGAUCACAGUUUUACAGUGCAGAGAUUUAAGUUGGCCCUCUAGGUAUGGAGAUACUCCUACUAUUUCUGUAAAAGGAAUACUAACAUUGCCCAAACCAGUGCAUUUCAAAUCUUCAGUCAAGGAAGGCUCUAAUAAUAUUGAAUUUAUGGAAACUUUUGUAUUUUCUAUUAAAUUCCAAAGUCUACAAACUGUGAGACUUGUAUUUAAGAUUCAAACCCAAACUCCCAGGAAGAAAACCAUUGGAGAAUGCUCAUUGUCACUCAGAACUCUUAGCACACAGGAAAUGGAUUACUCUUUGGACAUAUCACCACCUUCAAAAAUUUCUGUUUGCCACGCAGAACUUGAACUAGGGACUUGUUUUCAAGCAGUGAAUAGCAGAAUUCAGUUACAAAUUCUUGAGGCACAGUACCUUCCAAGUUCAUCAACACCCCUAACUUUGAGUUUUUUUGUGAAAGUGGCAAUGUUUAGCUCGGGAGAGUUGAUUUAUAAAAAGAAGACACGCUUAUUGAAGGCCUCCAAUGGAAGAGUAAAGUGGGGAGAGACUAUGAUUUUUCCACUUAUACAGAGUGAAAAAGAAAUUAUUUUUCUCAUUAAGCUUUAUAGUCGAAGCUCUGUAGGAAGAAGACACUUUGUGGGACAGAUUUGGAUAAGUGAAGACAGUAAUAACACUGAAGCAGUGAGCCAGUGGAAAGAGACAGUUGCACAUCCAGAAAAGGUUGUUAUUAAGUGGCACAAAUUAAAUCCAUCUUGAAGAUGCCGCACAUUAAUUUGGUGACAAAGUUGACAUUCUUUUCAAGGACUUAUGAUUUUAAUUUGCUACCAAUUUAAAGAGACAAAUCAGUACAUUUAUUUAUGGAGGCCUUAUUAUAGUAAUAUAAUGGAUCUAAUAGAAAAUUAAACUUGGUAAAAAAUGGGAUAAAUUAUAUCAGAUACCCAAAGUAAAGGAAAUGUUUUAGACAGUAGGGCAACUAAAUAAAUUAUAAAGUCAGUAGGAAUAUCAGUCAUAGAUAGUUAACUGCUGUAUAAUGGUUAUGAGUAUUUUAAAGCUUUACAUAGAUAUUAAAAAUCCAGUAUAUCAAGUCUCUGUUAGUACAAGUGGACAUAUAGAAGACUGCCACUGUUUCAGUGCUAGUCAUUAUUGAUUAUAUCUUAACUCUACUGUUAUAACUCCUGGCUACAUAUUUUCCCUCAGAAAGCAAAAAUGAAUUGAACCACUUCAACUCUUCUUAUUUGGGGAAAGUUUGUGGCCUAUGUUUAUUAUUAUUUACCCAUAAGUUGUCACAUUGCCACUUUAUAAGCUAUUUAUCUCUAAGAAAUCUCAGACAUAGAAAACUGCAUUUUGGCAAGAAUAGAAUAAAUGAAAACACCAGAAGGUUGAAGUUUAAUUGGAAAUUCAGUGUACACACAUUUUUCUGUAAGGUUAUCAUAUAUAGCCCAUCCUAAUUAACAGGAUUAAUUGACCUUAAAUAACAAAUUCAAUAUUUUAUGAUAAUCACUUGUUUUUAGUUUUUUAAAUAUAAAUUACUUGUUCUAUAAUCCACAACAGUAGAAUAUUUUCCUAUGAUUUAAAACUGACCAUACAUGAUAACAUUAUGUAGCAAAUACAUAUUUUCUGUUAUAGUUUUUCUCAGGUACUCACUACAACUCAAUAUGUAGGGAUAAUUUCAGUUUAGUUGGUCAGACAAGCUGUGAUCAGAAAAACACAGUCAUUUGGAGAAAUCAGUAACACCAUUCCUGAUCUUGGAAAAUAUGACUUUAUUUUUGCUAAUCUAAGUAAUUAAUUAAUUAGAUUAAUUUUGAUUAAUUAGAUUAAUUUGAUUAAUUAAUUUAGAUUAAUUUUGUCUAAGUGAUUCAUCUUCCAUUUUUUUCUCUCUUACCUUGUCCCACACAUGCCAACAGAUAAAUAGUGAUAUAUUAAGUUAGAGGUAUACUUUGCUGUAACUUAAGCAUGCCCUUUUUUUUUUCUGAUUCUUGUUCUGUGUAUCUCAUUCAGUUCAGUUCAGUUCAGAUCAGUCGCUCAGUCAUGUUCAACUCUUUGUGACCCCUUGGACUGCAGCACGCCAGGCCUCCCUGUCCAUCACCAACUUCUGGAGUUUACCCAAACUCAUGUCCAUUGAGUCAGUAAUGCCAUGCAACCAUCUCAUCCUCUGUCGUCCCCUUCUCCUUCUGCCUUCAAUCUUUCCCAGCAUCAAUUAAGAUUUCCCCAAUAAACACUAAUUCCCCUUUUCCUGAGUACCACCUCCUCAAGCUACCAAACAUGCAUAGUUGACACACCCUUUGCUUCUGCUUCUAGAGUUAUGGUAUACUGGAGGUGUUGACAGGUACUCUCUGACACUCUGCAUUUUGAAAUUUUUUUUUUUAGAUUUGUGAAAAAUGGCAUAUUGGUGAGUACUCAUGGACUUUCAAGAGAAAUCACCUUGAGUGGAGGUGUUUUGAGUCUUUGAGACAGAUGGCAGUCAUUUAAAACAAUUUAAAAAAAUAGAGUUUAUUUUUUAGAGCAGUUUUAAAUUCACAGCAAAAUUGAGAGGAAGGUACAGAGAGUUCUCAUAUACCCUCUACCCCUACAUUUACAUAGCUUUCCUUGCUAUCAACACCUUGCACUGUAGUGGUAUAGUUGUUAAAAUAACUGAACCUUCAUUGACAUAUCAUCACCCAAAGUCCAUAGUUUAUAUUAGGGUUCACUCUUUAUGUUGUACAUUCUAUGAGUUUGACAAAUACACAAAUGACAUGUAUCCACCACUCUAAUUUCACACCGAAUGGUGUCACUGCCCUAAAAAUUCUCUGCAAAUACAACCAUUUGAAUAGUUAAGAAAGAAGUAAAUAUAUCAUUGUCUUUUAGAUAAGUAACAGACUUUAUUGUUUUUAAAAAAUCUAGAAUUUUAUUUUAGCAAUUUUUUUGUGUUCUAGUAAUGCUUUCAAUUCCUAAAUCUAUUACAAGUAGUCAUGUAUUUAAUGAAACUUCUAAUUAUUUUAUUUAAUUUUCAAUAUUUUAAAUAUGUGUGUAGUGUAUAAUUUGAAGGAAAGAUACAACUUCUUGGUUUCUUGUGUGUCUUAGAAUCCUAGGUAAAUAAAAAAAUUAAAAGAAAAUCUUUUUAUUUUAAGGACUUCAGUUAGAGAAGUGUUUGACGCAACUAAGAUCCCAAAUAUUUUAAUUAGUGUUUACUUAAGCCUUUUUCAAAUAAAGUAGUACUGAAUAGGAGAUGUUCUUACUGUUUCCUUGAAGCUUUACCUGGAAAUAGAAAAAGAAACACACUGUUGUAUUAAUAGCUACUCAUGAGAAAAAACAUUAGAAACUGGUAAUAAAAAAAUACUAUGCAAAAAAUCA